Molecule: messenger RNA, 3948 nt
Organism: Pseudonaja textilis
Lineage: Eukaryota; Metazoa; Chordata; Lepidosauria; Squamata; Elapidae
Biological process (GO): regulation of gene expression
Cellular component (GO): nucleus
Source: RefSeq, a predicted model, not a curated record
AGCCCCGCCCCUUCCACUCCCCCUCCCACCACCACCACCACCACCACCAACUCUUCUGGAUUUUGAAUUUCUCAACUCGGGAGGUUCGGCUGCAUACCCCAAGGAUGAAAACGGAAAAGGAAGCUGCGGGCAGCCCCACUGCUGAAUCUGAGGGGAGCCUCCAGCUUGUGGUGACCGGCAUUGUGGGAGAGGAUUUGCCUGUAGCGAUGCCGUCGCAGGUUAAAAUGGAACCGGAAGAAGGACAGGUGAAUUCUUGGGAGGACCGGUGGCAGAAUUUCCUCAAGGAAGCCGAGUCCUCUUGCUCCAUGUGGGGGAACAUGGACUCCUCGGAAAGACACCAGGAUCUCCGUGGGAGAAGGAUCAUCACCGUCCCGCCCUCCUUCAAGCAGGAUGAACACCCCGAUUCCGAGGAAGCCCAUCGCCAGCAUUUCAGGAGGUUCUGCUACCAACCGUCCGAAGGACCCCGAAUGGCUUGCAGAUGGCUGAAGAAAUUCUGCUGGGGGUGGCUGCAACCAGAGAAACGCACCAAAGACCAGAUCCUGGAGCUGGUGAUCCUCGAGCAGUUCCUGGAGAUCCUGCCUCUGGAGAUCCAGAGAAGAAUUCGGGGAUACGGAGCGGAGACCUGUUCGCUGGCAGUAGCUCUGGCGGAGGAGUUCUUGAUAAAGCAGCAAGAGACGGAGCGGCCGGAAGAACAGAUCCCAAGUCCAGCUGAUGAACCGGCUGGAGAAUUCUGUGAUUCUGGAGAGCCUUCGGUGGGGACCCCAGAGAGACCUCCCUAUAAAGAGAUGAAACUGGAGGGAAACGAAGACGCUUCCUUAUUAGAAAGCGACCAAGAGGUGUAUCAGUCUAUCGAGGAAGAUCAGACAGAUACUUUUGACAAGUCAGAGAUCGAAGAUGUGGUCAUCGACUAUCCCGAAGAAAACGAAAUGCAGAAUUCAGAAGAGGCACCUGUUAGUGAGCUAGACGGGGUCAACCUCUGGCGGUUCACUGUCCCCCCAAGACAGCACAAAGACGGGCCACGGCACAGCUGCCUCCUUUGUGGGAGAGCCUUCACCCGAAAAUCAAGCCUGAAUAGACACCUCAUUAUUCAUACCGGAGAGAAGCCCUACAAAUGUGCUCACUGCGGGAAAAGCUUCAAUCGAAAGACCAACCUGCUCUCCCACGAGAUGGUCCACGCCAGAGACAAGUCGUAUCAGUGUUCGGACUGUGGGAAAAACUUCAAGCCAAAGUGGGGCGUCAACGCCUACCAGAUAGACCACACCGGAGAGAAGGUGUACAAGUGUAUUUCUUGUAAGAAGAGCUUCAGGCAAAGAUUAGAAUUGGGGCGGUUGUUCAAUGGGCAGAAGAAGGAGAUCACCGCAGGGCAGUUGAAAGGGGAGUGGAAAGAUGGGGUCUUUGGCCCUCUAGAAGACCAUGAGAAACAGGUGGACGGCGAGAUGGCCGAAGAAAAAAAUGUAGCCCUGAUCAACCCGUACAACGACCUCGAUAAAAUGAACAGCUCGCCGGCGUUGUAUAAGGGAAGGCAGGGGAGUCCCUGCCCGAUUUGUGGGAAGGUCUUUGCCACGCAGUCGAGUGUGAACCGACACAAGAGAAUCCACACGGGAGAGAAGCCGUAUCAGUGCUCCGACUGCGGGAGAAGCUUCAACCAGAAGACGACGCUUCUAACCCACAUUGUGAUCCACACCGAGCAAAAGCCGUAUCAGUGCUCCGAGUGUGGGAAGCACUUCCGGCAUUCCUCGGGCCUGUUGGUGCACCAGAGGAUGCACACGGGAGAGAAGCCUUACAAGUGUGCCAUCUGCCGGAAGAACUUCACCCAGCGGGCACACGUGGUCAAGCACUUUGUGAGAAAGCAUGCGCGAGAGAAGCCAUCGGCUUACCUUUCUCAGCCACCCAGUAGUGGCGGCCGCUGUAAUAGGAUGGGCCCUCUUUCGCCCUCGAGUCCGGAAAUCGGCUUCUCCUCAGGAGCUCCCCUCUUUGGUGUCCGCACAACUUCGAUUCCUUGUAGUUCACAGCACUGAGCACUUAAAACCACCAGGAAUGCGUGACCCGCAGCCUCAGGUCACAAGGGGUGGGUUGCCAUUUUGCAGAAGAAACGCUCAAAUUAAGAUCUGAAAUAGACUUGACUGUGCUUUAAAACAGCUUCUCCUGAAACUCGGUUUGUGGCGGGGGGGGGGGGGACUUUGGGCCACAAAAAUAACACUGAAUACAAAGAUGAAACUGUCAGCUGCCUUGGCAAAAUGGCUGAGCCCCGCGAAACAACGGCUGAUUUGAAGAUUCCCAAAGACAGUGAAAGAACGUCUCAAUUGUGUGGGCAGUCCUCGUUUACUGGCUGCUUCAUUCAGUGACCAGUUAAAGUCACAUCAGUGCUGAAAAGCUAACUUUACAACUAAUGCCUGCCCUUAACGACCUCCAUAGAGUUCCUCGGUUACGUGAUCGGUCUUUUACAGUCAGUAUACUUUGUCCUGGGCCUGACCUGUUGUUUUUCCUUUUUCCUUUUUUUUUCCCCUCUUUUUUCUUGCAGAUUGGAGAGAUUGAAGAAGAUGACAAGAGAGUAAGCGAGCACAUGAUGGGGAAUACACAUUAAAAGCAAUGUAGUGGCAAUAGCAGCAGGUGUAUUCUCCAUUAUGUACCCGCUUACUCUCUUGUAAUCCCUUCCUCUUCAAACUCCACUGUGUAAACAGGGCAGGGAGAAAACAGGUCAGGCAUAGGAGAGCUUGCCUACAGAAAACCUUCUUUCCUGCCCCCCCGCCUCACAGAUCGGAGAAAUGAGGAAAUUACAAGAGAGUAAGCAGAGCACCCAAUGGGGAAUACUUUGGGAUGCUUACUUAGCCAGAACCAAGACGUUGAUUUCAAUGUCUAUUCCCUAUUGUGUGCUUGUUUACCCUCUUGCAAUCCCUUUCUCUCCAAUAAAUGUAAAUAUUACGUGUUAAUUCCCUUUUUGCUUAUUAUCCCAGGGCCAGGCUUGGCAUUCCAGAGGAUUGGGAAAAUAGAGAAAAGGGAAGCCCAGUGACAAGUCCUGUGAUUUCUCACUUAGUGACUGCUUCGCUUAACAGCUGCUGGGCUAAACGCAGACUACCGGUGUCCCAGAAUACGGUAGCCGUAUAAAAGAAUUGGCAAGUUUUUGAGUGACUGCAAUGUAUAACCGGUUGUAGGUAACCCUGGCGUUCUAUUUGCAUUGUAGCUCUUUCCAAUGAAAUGCUCAAGUUUUUAUGUUACUCCUAGGCAUCAUCCAUAGUGUAUGUUGUGGAGAGGAAAAUGAUGAAAGCACGUGUGACAUAAGCUCCACCCCUUUAGUAAAUGUGCCAAGGAUAUACACACCUAAGAAAGGGACAGUGGUUGGUCAGCAAUGCUACAACACUGCUUUCAUCGUGUUCAUCCGGGUUCGCAUAUGAACACUUUUUAAUACUUUUUAAAAAUUGGAAUUCCCGUGAGAAUUUCAAACGUUCACAUAGAGUGCCGCUGGUGCCAUUUUAACAGGCCUAUAAUGUCAGGUUUCAAACUCUUUCCCAGGUGCUGUGCUGGCGGUGUUGCUUUAAACCUUGGCAACAUGAAGUGGUGGGUACUUCGGCAAGCGGAAACCUUUCCUCUGAAAUAUCACCUAGACAUUUUUAUUCUUUAGUAUUGACCGAUUUGGCUGCUCUAAGUAGGAGGAACUGAAUGACUUUUUUACUCGGCCGUUUUCUUAAUCCAGCCACCCAAUAUGUAUAGCAAACAUCCCUUUGGAAAGAAGUGAAUCUGUUCAGUUUCCUUAAUCAUCAUUAACCUGAUGCUUGUUUUCACACUCUGCAUUUCUGCUUUCCUGCUGAGAAAAUAUUCUCAGGCAUUUAGUUUCUCUUUGGUUCUCUGUGGCAAGUAAGUGACGGGCACAAUCUUUGUCGAUGGAGAGGGAAGGUAGAAAUGUGUUACUCUUCGCAGAAGCUGAUUAGAAUAAUAAACCUAAUAAGAACA